This is a messenger RNA of Lachancea nothofagi CBS 11611, 1932 nucleotides long. Lineage: Eukaryota; Fungi; Ascomycota; Saccharomycetes; Saccharomycetales; Saccharomycetaceae. The record is from the annotation of a GenBank genome assembly.
AUGUUUUGGCUGCUUGGCGCUCUUGCGUUAGUUUUAAACGCCGUAAUAGCGUGGUCGCCUACAAACGGCUACGCUCCUGGAAAUGUCAGCUGUGACGACAACAUCAACCUGGUGCGUGAAGCCACCGGCCUGUCAGCCAACGAGACAGCGUGGUUGGAAAAAAGAGAUGCGUACACCAAAGACUCUCUCAAGGAUUUUCUAGAUCGAGCCACGGCAAAUUUUACCAACUCUUCGUUCGUCGACAGCCUAUGGAACACCGGCAAAAUUCCCAAGCUGGGUGUGGGUUGUUCCGGAGGUGGCUACAGGGCCAUGUUAAGCGGUGCCGGUAUGCUUUCGGCUUUGGAUAACAGAACCGAUGGAGCAAACGAGCACGGUCUCGGUGGGGUUUUGCAGGCUGCUACGUAUCUUGCCGGUCUUUCCGGCGGUAACUGGCUCGUGGGGUCGCUGGCCUGGAAUAAUUGGACAUCUGUGCAACAGGUUAUCGAUAACAGGGGACAGGACGACGAGCUGUGGGAUAUCAGCAACUCUCUUUUGAAUCCAGGCGGAAUCAAUAUUCUGUCUAGUGCGUCUCGUUGGGACCAAAUCUCAGAUGCGGUCGAAGCAAAACAAGAUGCAGGAUUCAAUGCUUCGCUCACCGAUGUUUGGGGCCGCGCUUUGUCAUAUGAGUUUUUCCCUACUCUUUACAGGGGAGGUGAGGGCUAUACUUGGUCCACUUUGAGAGAUUCCGACGUUUUCAAAAACGCAGAGAUGCCAUUCCCUAUUUCGGUUGCCGACGGUAGAUAUCCCGGUACUCAAAUUGUCGACCUCAACUCGACUGUUUUCGAAUUCAAUCCUUUUGAGAUGGGUUCUUGGGAUCCUUCCUUGAAUGCCUUCACUGACGUCAAGUACCUAGGUACCAACGUUACGAACGGAACUCCUGUCACGCAGGGCAAAUGUGUAGCCGGUUUUGACAAUGCAGGGUUUAUUAUGGGCACGUCUUCUUCCUUGUUCAAUCAGUUUCUGUUGCAAUUAAACACUACCGGUUUAAGUUCAUUUAUUAAGGGAUUUGUUGGAGACUUUUUGCAAGAUCUGUCCAACGAUUCUGACGAUAUUGCAAUUUACAAUCCAAACCCCUUUAAGGACACCCACUUUGUCAGUUCAAACCACUCUCAGAGUAUCGUCACCGCAGAGAACUUGUACUUGGUAGAUGGUGGUGAGGAUGGAGAGAAUAUUCCGUUUUUACCACUGCUGCAAAAAGAUAGAGAUUUGGACGUUAUUUUCGCGUUAGACAAUAGUGCUGAUACCGAUCAAUACUGGCCCGCAGGUCUUUCAUUGAUUUCAACGUACGAGCGUCAAUUUGGUUCAUUAGGCAAGGAUCUUGCAUUCCCAUAUGUUCCAGAUGUCGAUACUUUUGUGAACAGUGGCUUAAACACUAAACCUACUUUCUUUGGGUGCGAUGCAACAAAUCUGACAGGCCUAGCAUACACACCACCUCUGAUUGUGUACAUGCCAAACAACAGACAAUCGUACAACUCAAAUACAAGUACUUUCAAGAUGUCGUACAGCUCUGAUCAGCGUAUGAAGAUGUUUCAAAACGGAUUCGAGGCCAUCACUAGAAACAACUUGACAGACGACUCUGCAUUCACGGGCUGUGUCGCCUGCGCUAUAAUGAAGCGGAAACAAGAGUCAUUAAAUAUGACACUACCCGAAGAAUGUACUCAAUGCUUCAAGGACUACUGUUGGGAUGGUAAAUUGGCUACAAAGAGCUCUAAUGUCACAACUUUGGGCACUUACAGCGGCUCAAUCUCUUUUGUCACUGACUCGGCAUCUUCUUCUUCUACGGCUUCCAGUACCAGUAAGAAGAACAAUGCGGUUGCUUUAUCACAAAGCUACUCCAUGAACUGGUACGUUGCAUUCGCAGCUAUACUAGGCGUAACGCUCGGGCUCCUCUGA